Messenger RNA from Musa acuminata subsp. malaccensis (wild Malaysian banana), 1092 nucleotides. RefSeq names its product pre-mRNA-splicing factor SPF27 homolog. The record is from RefSeq and is a predicted model, not a curated record. Lineage: Eukaryota; Viridiplantae; Streptophyta; Magnoliopsida; Zingiberales; Musaceae. Gene Ontology annotation, cellular component: precatalytic spliceosome; Prp19 complex; catalytic step 2 spliceosome. Gene Ontology annotation, biological process: mRNA processing.
CAGAACGAGUUCGCUCGCUCGGCCGCUGCCCAAACCCUUAUUCCUCUCCGGCAAUCGAGCGAGGACAAAGCCAUGGCGGGGCGCGAGAUCCUGAUGCUCGAAGCGCCGCCGGACGCCUCCCGCCAGGGGUGGUCGGCGGGCCCGGACGCGGAGCUCGUGGACGCCCUGCCUUACAUCGAUGACGACUACGGCGAUCCUAGGGUGAAGGGAGAGGUCGACCGGCUCGUGGAGGAGGAGAUGCGGAGAAGCGGCAAGAAGCCCGCCGACUUCCUCCGAGAGCUUCCGCCUCUCCCGAAACUUAGCUUCGAGGAUCACCCUAUGCUUGCUAGAGAGUAUGAACGUGUAAGAGCCGGCAAGCCUCCUGCAACUUUAGAGAUGUCCCGCUAUGGAUUGGAACCUCCUCCAGCAAAUAAGCGCAAUGAUGUUACUGCUUGGAGGUUGGCCCUAAGGAAUGCACAAAGCCUUCUACAACAUCAAGUUAUAAGGAUUGAGAAUCUGGAAAUGUUGUUGAACCAUGGUGCUGAGGUCUGGAAGCAUCAGAACAGAGAAAUGGAGGCAUAUUUAUCCAGAUUAGAAGCUACGGCAAGGGAGUAUGACAAACUGAUAGAAGCGGUAAAUCGUGAUAGGAAGUUCCAACAGCAAAAUACAGGUGGGCAACUUAAUAUGCUGAAUGCACAGUGGAGGGAAUUGUGUCAGAAGAACAUCGAAAUCCAGGCUGCAUGUGCAGAUCUGCAGAAUCAUAUCGACCAAAUCAAGCUAGAGGCAAAAGAGAGUGGCUUAGAUCUGGAUAUGAAAAUGGAAAACUAGCUUGCUGACGAAAGGAGGAAGAUAGGAGGGGUAAGUCCAAAUUUUGCAGACACAAGUAUUAAGAGCAUGAUUGAGUGCAGUCUGCCUACUAAUCAAUCCUGCAACAAGGUCAUUUCUUAAAACCAAAGUUCCACAUAUGGACUUGGGGGGUUUCUCAAGUUGCAUGUCCAUUUCCUAAUCCUGAAAUUUAUUCGGUUGUCUUGUAUCAAAAAUUCUUGACUUCCAAAAUAUGUUUAUGUUUUGCCAGCAAAUAGGCUAAUGGGACUGCCUGCCAUUUUCCUUCUU